Molecule: messenger RNA, 1293 nt
Organism: Cryptomeria japonica (Japanese cedar)
Lineage: Eukaryota; Viridiplantae; Streptophyta; Pinopsida; Cupressales; Cupressaceae
Product: probable plastid-lipid-associated protein 13, chloroplastic
Exons: 7
Coding region: 136-1047 (303 amino acids)
Source: RefSeq, a predicted model, not a curated record
UGAAGUAGACUCAUGCCCCAAGAUUGGGCGCGGAGGGAACUUAAGAGAUUAUGAUGAAGUGGGGAGCUUCCCCAGACAAAAUUUCUCUGCUUUUAGUAGGAAUCGAAUUUGAACAACCCAUUUACGAAUUUUGCAAUGGCAAUUGCAUUACACCAGCUAUGUGGCUUGCCUACUUGUACAAAUUCGGUCCUCUCUCACUCUAGAGCUACAAUCGGAAUGCCGCAUUUGUCGCAAUUACGAGUCAAAAGAUGCAAGAUAAGAAAUAAGAGGCGGUUGGGUGAGUGCAGAGCAAGCAUGGGAAGCACCACAUCAAUUGCCGCUUCAAUUUAUGCCAAAGACAUGGAACGCAUUGCUGCUAAAGAAUCUCUCUUUCUUGCUAUUAAAGAUGCUGGGGGUUUAGAUGUAAUUCCUUCUGGCAAAGCUACUGACAUAGAGCGCAUUGACAUAAAUGAAAGAGUUAUUGCUCUUGAACGCCUCAACCCUACACCUCGACCAACUACGUCACCAUUUCUUGAAGGUUCUUGGCGGUUUCAGUGGUUUGGAGGAGGUAGUCCUGGGAUGUUGGCUGCAAAUUUUUUGCUUGAGACAUUUCCGUCUGCCCUGGCAUCAAUCAAGGAAUUGGAUCUUCUUAUCAUGGAUGGAUAUGCGAAAGCCUCUGCAGGCCUUAAGUUAUUGAGCUUGGUUGAAAGCAAUUUCAUCUUGACAACCAAGCUCACUAUAGAAGGGCCUCUUAGAAUGAAAGAAGAGUAUGUUGAAGGAGUAAUCGAAAUGCCAAAUGUUCCUGUAAGCUCUAUACCUACUCAAUUCAAGGAUACAUAUGGGCAAGUUCUUAAUGCACUUGAGCAACUCCCUACCCCAUUGAAGGAGACAUUGUCUAAUGGAGUCAAGAUCCCUCUAAGUGGGACAUUUGAAAGGAUGUUUAUCAUAUCAUAUCUCGACGACGAAAUGAUGAUUGAAAGGGACAUUAAUGGAGUGGCAAGCAUUCUUUCUCGACCAGAUGGCAAUGUUGUAUUGCAAGUAGAGACUGUUACAGAAUACGAUAGUUGAAUCAUCAAACAAGAAAGUUCAUUUCAUUAUUUGAGAUCCCGAAACAAAUGAGAAUAGUUACGUUCUCAUCCUUCCAUUGUUUAAUGCAGUACAGAGUCACAGACAAUGUUUUCUUCUGACUUGAGCUCAGGAAGGCAUUUUGAUUUUAUGAUCUUGAGGAGAUUUACAGAGACAAUUAGACAAACGAAAGCAGUUUUGUUGUAUGUUAGUUUUUGAAAUUUAAUUCAUUCAUGAUUAAAGUUUUAA